Molecule: messenger RNA, 1404 nt
Organism: Acaulospora morrowiae
Lineage: Eukaryota; Fungi; Glomeromycota; Glomeromycetes; Diversisporales; Acaulosporaceae
Source: the annotation of a GenBank genome assembly
AUGAGUACUAAAACUGAGACUCCCGAAUUUGAUAAUUCGUUCUUUCCAUCCAUCUCACCACACACUGAUGGAUCACAGAUAGAAGAGUUGUUAGAAGAUUCGAUUGUUUCAUCCGAGAAGACAAGUGAUGCACCUAUGCAGGACUUUCAUCAGAUUGAUUCAAUUAAUAUUUUUGAUUUUGAUGGCACGCUUUUUGCAUCUCCACAGCCAAAUCCCAGAUUAUGGGAAAACGCACUCAUAGGGCUGCUAAAGAAUGAUCAACUUUAUAAAGGAUGGUAUCAGAGUAAGAAGUCAUUGGACUUUGAAGAACAUGUAAAGAGCCGAGUAUGGAAUAAUUGGUGGAACGAGAAGGUGGUGGAUCUUGUUCGCAAUUCGAUGGCGCAUCCAAACUCAUUAACGAUUCUGCUUACCGGGAGAAAGUAUUCGGAAUUUCAUGAGGUCAUUGCCGAGAUGACAUCCAGGAAAGGAUUGACCUUCGAUGUAAUGGGAUUCAAACCAGAUCAGGAUAUUCUUGACUGGAGUUUAUAUUAUAAUCCUGCGAUUAUCGGAAAAGUGGGUAGAACGAAAUACGAGGAGUUCACAUCGAUGAAAACGGUUGUGGGUAUACCAAUAACUACCAAGAAUUUUAAAGUUAGGUUCAUCGAAGAUUUGUUAUCGCAUCACCCUUCGACCAAAUUAAUCGUCAUGUGGGAAGAUCGAAAAAAUCAUGUCAAGGCAUUUCAAUCUUUACUUAACGAAUUGAAAUGCCAAGAGAAAAUUCUCCAAGGCAAGGUGAAUCAUGUGAUUCUUAAGAUGCGUUACUUAGAUAUGAACAGAGAACGCAGAAUCGUCAAUGAGAUAAUUGAAGAUCAUAAUAAAAACAGUAGUAUAUGGGAUACAAAAAUUGAGCUCGUUCGAAGAAUUAAAUAUGCCGGAAUUUACUUUGACUAUGAGGUGAUACAAUCGCUGCGUCGACAUUUUUCACCUCCUAAUUACUUUAUGCAUAAUCAAAACGGCUAUCGAGUAAAUUAUCAAUGGAAAUAUGAAAAUCCCCAUUUAUUUAUUCAAAGAUGGCCACUUUCUCAAAAUGUUUCAAGACAUUGCUCUUCCUCAAAGAGAUUCUAUGUCGUUAUGAAAGUCGUCGCAAAAGGGAUGUUUAAGAAUAGCGUAUAUUGUUUGAAAGUAAUGAUACAAGAUCAGGAUGACGUGAGCAGAGACGAAGCCUCUCGGUGCCUACUUUUCGAUCAAUCUAGUCCCACCUUCAUCAUGCUUGCAUUUGAUCAAAGAAUCAUGGAUGGAUUUCCCAAUAGGCCGGAAAACAUUGAACCCUACUGUUGGACCCAUAUUUCCGAGGAACAACAGAUUUGCAUCCGUGGAUUUGUUAACAGCAAUUAUCUCACUGAUUAUCGGGACCAAUCAUUUUAA